UUCUACGUAGGACCAAAGCAGGCCACGAAGCCAUGAUUCCCAGAUGAGGCACAGGCGGCACCCGUGAGGCCCUCGAGCCGCCGGUCGGAUGCCUUAUCCAUAUCGAUGGCGGCCUUGGCGUUUCUUUGGAACGUCCUUUGCCUUGAAGUCCUCGCCCAAGGCGAUAUGCCCAUGAACGUCGAGAGUCAUCCCUUGGGCUGGGCUAUGAGCUCGGAGCUUCUUCCAGGCACUGUGGUGGGUCAGGGGCGCUACGUCCUGGCAGAGAAGCUUUGCGAAGUUUGCCGCCUCCCACCGCGCACGCGUGCUUCUGAGCAUCUUGCACUGCCUGAGCCAAGCCAUAGGCUGCUGCUCGAUGAUGGACAAGGGCAGGGUCAAGUGGUGCCUUACGAGGGUCUUGCGGCGGCGAUCGCCAGUGACCUUCCGAAUGUCGCACUUUCUCGCUUGGCCUUUCUGCCGGCUGUCCACGAAUAUGCGGUAUCUCAUUUACAACGUCACCAUCUCUAUGAUACCAAUUUCCGCUACAACUUCGGCCCCCGCCUUGGACGAGGCUCCUUUGGUGAGGCCUGGCGGGCCGUCACACUGGACGGCUCCAUGAAGGAAGUGGUCCUUAAGCGGCUCUUCGUUGAGAAGGGUGAGCACGUGCGCAGGAGUGGCGAGAGGGAGAUCCAUUUCGGUUCGAUCUUGCAGCACCGGCACCACAUCGCGAGGUUUUUGGAGUCGUUUGAAGAGAUUGGCAUGGUUGAGGAGGGGAAGAAACAGGUAGAACUGUGGCUUGUUUUUGAGAACGAAGGCUUCUCUUUGACCCACUUCCUUUUCAAGACGCAGCCGGGCUCACAGGUGGUGGAGCGAUCCACAUUCUGGUGGCUAGUCAAGCAGGGCUUGCCCUGGGGAGGACAAGUCAUCAAGAAUUUUGCUUACCAGCUUCUGCAAGGUCUGGCUGUGGCUCAUGCUGCCAACAUCACGCACCGUGAUGUCAAGGGCUCCAACAUCUUCGUCACCGACACGUGGCCUCCCGUGCUUCGCCUGGGGGACUUCGGCAGCGCCUUGACCACCCCGCCGGGCGAGGAGGUGAGAAAGCUUUAUGGCCUUGAGGGACCCAGUGAUGAUGAUGAAACCAGCGAGUACAAACCACCAGAAGCAGGACUCUUCGACGACUUGCUGCUCCAGCGAGUGGGGCUCAGGGGCGAUGGGCCUUGGCGCAAUCGGAGCUAUGACAUGUGGAGCUUGGGGGUGCUGCUCCUUGAGCUUAUACUUGGUACACGGGAUUUGUACCAUGUGGAUGAUCGCCGCUGGCUGAAGGAGGAGUUCCAGCUCCACAAGAAUGUCCCCGAAGAGCGUCGAGCACAAGGCCGCAUGCUCCUUGCCUUGCUGGACUUGUGUUUGGGUCCUCGUGGAGUUUGGACCGAAGCACCUUUGCGCUGGUUUUUUGAACCUGAGCUGUCUGGGCCUUUAGCAGGUGAGCCACGACAAUGCUCGGAUGCCGAGUUCGCGGAAAGGCUUCAAGUACAGGAUGCCGCUGGCGUUGGCUUGCCGAAUGCCGCCGGCCGCGACUUGCUUCGAAGGCUUCUAAGUUGGGAUCCCAAUGAACGGAUCCAGGCGCAGGAUGCCUUGAAGCAUCCCUGGUUUGAUGAUGGAGUGGACCUUCCUCCACUUCGAGUCUUCAAAUCUACAGCCAACGCAGCCUCUGGCAUCUCGCAGGUUGAUGAUGAGGAAGUGACCGAGACACCAGAGACCCUGGACGGUCAACUGAGCGACUGGAGUUGGAGUGAGGAGGAGGAUGCACCUGCUUUGGCCGUAUGGGAAGAUGAAGGUGAGGAAGCGGAAAACUCACUCGGUGGAGAAUACACGGUGGCCUCGUCUUGUCCAGGCCUGCAUGCCCAUGUGGCUUCCAGCGACGAUGUCGGACGUCGCAAAGCCAUGGAGGACAGACACUCCAUCCAGAACAUCUCAGGAUCUUGCCAUGGUGGCAAGGCUGGGUACGUGGGCAUUUUCGAUGGCCAUGGUGGAGAUUGGACUGCCAGCUGGUUGGCACGAUCGCUCCAUCGACGCCUUCAACUGCGGGGGCCCAGGAGUGUGAGUUCUGCACUGGAAGCUGCCUUUGCCGCCUUUGACAAGGCAAGGAAGAAGGAGCAGCUGGAGUAUCGAAACUCGGAAGAGCAGCUGGGCACGGGCAGCACUGCUCUAGUGGGCGUUUUGUGCAACUGCACUCUGCACCUGGCGAACUUGGGAGAUUGCCGAGCAGUGGCGGCCUUGCGAGGGACCUGGCCGAGCAAAGGUGAGACGACUUUGCCGGAGGAGUCCAUUUGGCCACCAGGUGCCAGAGUUGAGGUGUUGGAUUCGCGAUCAGAUGAGCUGCGUGGACAGCGGGGCACUGUGGUCGAGGUCCGCAUCGCUUGCGCCUUAGCUCACCUUGUGCUGCCCCCCGCUUUGCAUCCCCAGUGCACCACCAAAACGCCGCAGGCAGACUCUGGUCCCGGGCGCCCGCGCCGGGUCUUUUGCGUCGUGCGGUUGCUGCGAGAUGGCACCUUGAGGCCUUUCCGUUCGCAGUCCCUGCGCAUGCUGAGCGAGCUGCGGGCCGUACGUCUUACCAAGGAUCACAAGCCCGGUUCGCCAGAGGAGAAGCGUCGCAUCGAGGAGUUGGGAGGAGAGAUCGUGUGGCUGAAGGCAGACCAGGGAAGCCUGGGGGAUGCAACCCGCUCAGCACGGGUAGCUGGCUUGGCAACCUCAAGGAGCUUCACAGGCAUUGAGCGUCGACCGCUGGUCACUGCAGAACCUGAGUUUUGGUCGCUGCCCUUCAAACAUUGUUCUGAGGGCGCGGACUGCAGAGAGGGAGAAGACUUGACCGGCAGCGCGCCCCUCUUUGUUGUUUUAGCUAGUGAUGGUAUAUGGGAUGUGCUCGAGGACCAACUUGCUGUGGAUCUGGUCUGGGACCUUUUGAGCUCCGCGCAGGAUCCACGACGCGGCAUGGCAGGCGUGUUGCAAGAAGCAGCGCAGCUUGUCAUCCAGGCUGCCAAAGAUCGCGGCUCCACUGAUAAUUUGACAUGUAUCAUUUUAUUGAUAUUCUGAAA
Durusdinium trenchii is the source of this 3068-nucleotide messenger RNA. Lineage: Eukaryota; Dinophyceae; Suessiales; Symbiodiniaceae. The record is from the annotation of a GenBank genome assembly.